AUGGUAAGUGCUUUUCUAUUCUUGUCUGGAAGUUUUGUGGAUUUCAAACAAAUGUCCCGUUUUGAGAAUAAUUUCACACCCGGUCCACCAAGAGCAAGACAACCUGCACCAACAGUUUUCUGCUAUAUUUGUGGACGGCAAUUCGGUUCUAAAAGUAUUGGUAAGCACUAAAAUUUCAAAUAUUUAAUUAAAAACUUCUGUUUCAGGAAUUCACGAACCUCAAUGUCUCAAAAAAUGGCAUGCUGAAAAUGAGAAACUUCCCAAAUCAAAACGACGUGCAGAACCCGUCAAACCAGACGCUGUUAUUGCUCAUGGUAAGUUUGUUAUUUUGAAUUGUUUAUAAUUGAUCCUUGUUUUUUUUUUCAGAUGGCAAAGUUGAUGUUGAAGCGACCAAUGAAGUUUUAUGGAAGAAUUCUCAAGGAUUGAUGGUGGAGUGUGAACAUUGUGGAAGAAAGUUCAAGGUAGUAUUUUUCUUGAAAAAAAGUUGAUGAGAAUGAUUGUUUUUUAGGAAGAUCGUCUUGAAGUUCAUCAACGAAGUUGUACUUCAGACAAUCCGGCAAAACGUGUAGGACGUGAUCGUUCAAAAAGUCAGAAACGCUAA
Messenger RNA from Caenorhabditis angaria, 601 nucleotides. NCBI's taxonomy places the organism in Eukaryota, Metazoa, Nematoda, Chromadorea, Rhabditida, Rhabditidae. The record is from the annotation of a GenBank genome assembly.